This is a messenger RNA of Penicillium alfredii, 573 nucleotides long. Its product is annotated as peptide alpha-N-acetyltransferase complex B subunit NAT3. The record is from RefSeq and is a predicted model, not a curated record. Gene Ontology annotation, cellular component: NatB complex. Gene Ontology annotation, biological process: N-terminal peptidyl-methionine acetylation. Bases 1 to 573 code for a protein of 190 amino acids. The transcript has 3 exons. Lineage: Eukaryota; Fungi; Ascomycota; Eurotiomycetes; Eurotiales; Aspergillaceae. Gene Ontology annotation, molecular function: protein-N-terminal amino-acid acetyltransferase activity.
AUGAGUUCCAUUCAUCGCAUGUCGCCAUUGGACUUGCUGUCCCUCAAUCUCACCAAUCUCGACCCCCUGACCGAGAACUAUGACUUGGGUUUCUACCUCAACUAUCUCAUGCGGUGGCCGUCACUCUUCAGCACGGUGAAGGACCGCGACGCCGGCACCGUGGGCUACAUCAUGGGCAAACUCGAAGAACAGCAUCCGUCCUUGCGACAGUCGGAACACUACACGCCGUGGCAUGGUCACAUCACCGUGUUGACCGUCGCGCCGGCCUGGCGCCGACUUGGGUAUGCGCGCCAGCUGACGGAGCAGCUGGAGCGGGGAUCCGAUAUAAACAAUGCCUGGUUUGUGGAUCUAUAUGUGCGGGCAGGGAACAAGGUGGCGGUGGAUAUGUAUAAUGGCAUGGGGUAUUCUGUCUUCCGGCGGGUGGUCAAUUAUUAUAGUGAUGAUCCCACGGGCAUGUCGGACUCGGGCGAAGACGCAUUCGACAUGCGUAAACCAUGCAGUCGGGAUCGCAAGCGCGAGCAUGUGCGAGAGAAGGGCGAGGAUUUCCUCGUGAGCCCGGAAGAUGUCUCAUAG